This is a messenger RNA of Drosophila virilis, 587 nucleotides long. RefSeq lists its product as uncharacterized. Lineage: Eukaryota; Metazoa; Arthropoda; Insecta; Diptera; Drosophilidae. The record is from RefSeq and is a predicted model, not a curated record.
UUAGCUUUCAAUCGAUGCGUCGAAAUGUUGUAUAUCAAGCGAUACUUGGAAAUAGCCAUCGGGCUUUCGGUUUUCGGACUGACAAUGGCUACAAAUGUUCUGCCCCAUGGCUGGAAUUUGAAACUGGAACAAAUACGUCUACUGCAGUUCUCGGCGACUUUGGUGCAGAUCUUUGGAGUAUUGCGUGCACAUAAACAGCAUAAAAAUAAGUUUCUGCUCUGCUGGCUGGUUGUCACCUCGGUCAGCCUAGUCGCUACGCUCUAUGCUGGCUUGAGGGAGCUCACGGAUCGUAAUUCUAUUCUCGGGGCGGCAUUAGCUUGGUCCCUUGCAGUUUUUGUAGCUGCUUUGCUGAACAUCAUGUACAAUCGUUAUGUGGAAAUGACUAUAGGAGCCGCAGAAACGGACACGGAAAUCCUUCAGACCAUUCAGACGCCGGUAUUUGAGACAAAAAAAACGGCAAAUAAUUUUAUUUAAGUCUGAGAAAUAAAUGUUUAGGUAACUACGCAGCAGCUUUUAUUUAGCUCACGUAUAUUAUUGAAUGUAUUCAAAUUGUCAUUAGUUAUUAAAAUAAAGCUGCCUUAAAAGAG